AUGGAUUCCCCGGUUGUUGUUGCCAUUUCCGGUGUGGUUGUGGGUUGGCUGGCACGUGAUUGGACCAUCCCUUCUCCCAGCAAACCGGAUUGCAAUUGUCACUGCAGCUUCAGCCCUGCAGUGCCUUCGGUGGAGGGGCAUUCGAUUGGACCCUGGGCCUUGCUUGCAAUCUGCGUGAUUGGGGCAAUCCUGGUGUUUUCAAAUACUGCACUGGCUUUGAAGGUUAGCUUGAAAGACAAUUUCUCAGGGCAGAAUCGGGAAAUCCAUUUUGACGUGAAGGGAAAGAGCAAGGGAUCCCUGGGCAUCUACGGUGGUAGCAAAGGGAAUGAGUACAUAGUGGUCACGCCAGACCACGACAUGUAUAGUGAAAUCCUGAAUGUGGCCGAGAACCCCGACAUCACAAAUUUUUGGGCUGGUCCUGGCAACGGCGCCAUUCCUGCAGGUGUGCCGAAUCGUUCGGUAUAUGGCUUUGCUCCGAUGACAGCAGCUGAAGUGGCACGAUUCAUGCAUCUUGGCCGUCAGGAGGCAGAUCGUCUCCGAGGUGCCUUGGGCGUUGCAGCUGCUGCUGCUCCUGCCGGGGUUGCGGCGGGGGGUGAAGUUGUUGUUGCAGCUGGGGCGGGUGGAGAUGCGGGACAAGAUGGUGACGGUCGGGUAUGGGUACUGGCUGAAAUGGUGAUGGGUAAGAAGAUAGGUGACCGAGUGGUGCCACCAGUGGGACACCCAUGUGAUGGAGAUGUUGGGCUGAUGCGCAUGGUUGACUCCGAGGGGAUUGACAAACCUCGACUCAUUCAUCGUGUGGCAGAGUCGGAGCUGAGUGACUUCUGUGAUGUGCGAAUUGGCAUGGCGCGGCUUUCGGAAAGCUGUGAAGGCACAGAUCGUGCAGCAGGAGAAGAUGCUAGGACUCUUGAGGUGAAGUAUGGGUUCAAUGGUGAGCGCCAUCGCUCCUUUAGGGAGUCUGUGAAAGAGCUGCAACAAACAGAAUUUGAAGACUUUCCUUUGGAACCAAGGACAGCAUUGGAUUACAUGCGAGCAAUCUCCCAAAUAGCUGAGAGCGCAACGGCUCAACAUCACAUGUGGUUGAACUCGUCUGGAGUGCCUCCAGGCGACAGAAGUGUUCAUGAGGAUCAACUUCUUGCUCGUGUUUUGGAUGCUGCGUUGUGCUACGACUCACUCAACGUAUGUAACCUUGCAUGCGUUGAACUUAUCUGCAGGAGGCGACAACUCAUUGCGGAUGCCCAUGCAAGCAGCCCUGGCCAACCUUCUUACCUUGGAGCAGAACAUUACUUAGGUGAUACCUACAAAGCUGGCGGUGGCAUUGUUGUUCCUGCUUUGACGGAUUAUGUCAGUCGGAAGAUGCAGGCGCAAUCUCAGAUUUUGAAGGAGAAGCGCAAACUUGCUGAGGUGACUGGUGGCAAAGGCGGCAAAGGCAAACCUAGCAGCCCCCCGAAAGCGCCCCCUCAGGGGAAGCCAAGUGGGGGUGACUUGCCUUUGAUUCAGUGUCUUGCCAUUCAGGACAUCAUUGCUGCUGUGAAACGUUUGGGAGCAGGGCCUCCUGCAGACAACUCAGGAGCCUCAAAAGCGCUCCGGGUGGCUGCUUCUGGUUAUCUUGGGCCAGAAGUUAGCGUGGGCGAUGUGGUUGGAAUGGACUUCAGCUGUUUGUCCCUGCCUAGUGUUGGUACAGCCGGCGUGGACCUCCUUUCUGCCUUGGAUGAGCCGACUCGUGGUGUGGUGAGUGAGUUUAAGAUGGAACUUGAGGAGGGUUCAAACGUAUUCAUGAGCGGAGCUGAUAUCCAAGACUGUUUCUAUGCUGUGCACAUCCCAUCCAUGAUGCAGGAUUAUUUUUGCCUUGGCUUCGAUGUGACGCGUGAAGAGGCAGCUUUGAUCUCGGGCAGCAAUAGUUGUGAUUUUGGUAAGGAUUGGGUUUCCCCAUGCAUCAAUGUACUCCCCAUGGGAUUCUCCUGGAGUUUUUAUUUGGUGCAGCAGAUUCACCAGCAGUCGGUAUUGCGUAGUCUUUCCAUUGAUGAAGAUGCUCUUUUCCUUGAGAACCGUCCUGCUCCUUCCAUCGCCAAACAUUCCGUUACUAGCAUGCCUUACUGUGAUAACAUCCAUUGCAUGAGCACUGACAAGGAUCUUUGUGAAGAGGCCAAACGAAAGGUCACACAGGAUUUGGGUGGUCUUGGUUUUUCGAUACAUGAGGAUGAACCUGCGUCUACUUCUUUCUUCACCUUGGGUGGGGAGGUUGAUGGUGAGGCCGGGCAAAUCCGUAUGGUUAUGGGAUUUGUGAACGGCAACUGGGUUGUGAAGCAGUUGGGCAGCUUGGCAGGUGGAAUGAGAGAUGGCGUUUUCGGCGUCUACCGCCGGAGGAGUGGGCUCCGCGAAGGGGGAAGAUCCGCCCGGGUCCUUUCCAGUACGCAGAUGGGUGUCAAAGUGAGCAAGGCUCACACGUGCCGAGUGCUGAAGAAGAACACAGCACCUUCAGCCAAAGUUCCCAAGGUGAAGAGUGGACAGCUGCAGAAUGCAACUCAACCUGUGAGCCAGGCCGCAAAGAAGCGAGUGGUGAAGGUAGAGCUGAAGAAGAAGCAGCCAAGAGAGGUGCGAGUAGUGAGUGCCUUGAAGUCGGAGGAGGUGAAGGAUGCUGGAAAGAGAGCCCAGUUGAACCGGUUGACAAUUCUGGAACAGAAGUCAAUCUCGACCGAGGUUCGACAUCAGUAUCAAUCAUUCCUUCUCAAGUUCGAGAGUUUCUGCCGGGACAGCGGGUUAAAAUGGCCGUUAGUGAAGGAUGUCGACGCCAUUCUUGCAGAUUUCUUGGACGUGAUGUUCCUAGACAACCGCUCGGCAGCCGAAGGAGAGAAGGUUGUCGCAGCAGUAGAAUUCAACAACUUGAAGCUCAAAGGUUGUUUGGUGAGAUCGAAGAGGGCACUACGUGGUUGGCGCAAGGAGCGCCCUCCCCAGAGCAGGUUGCCUCUCCCUCGUCUUGUGGCAGCAGGCAUGGCUAUGGUGCUGGCGAGCCAAGGGCUGAAAAGCAUGGCUUUGAAAGUCAUGCUGGAUCACGACACCUACCUACGUCCUGGCGAAAGCAUAGACAUUCGUUGCAAGGACGUCAUCCCACCAGUGGCAGGAGCAGGAAAGCAGUAUCGCUGGUACGGGAUUGUGGUGAGAGAUAUCGUGGAUCAGAAGCCCGACAAAGCAGGCAUCUACGACAACACCAUUGCCCUCAACAGUCCAGGCAGGGAGUACUUGGGAGAUCUCAUGUGGCAGCAGGUGAAGAUUGCAAAGAAGACAAGCGAGUUUGUGUUUCAGUUCACUGCGGCAGAGUUCAGAAAGAAGUUCCAGGCUGCAGGAGAACGUCUUCAGCUGAAGAAUCUCCACCCAUAUCAAUGCCGUCACGGAGGAGCAUCAGAAGACUUAAACAGUGGAGACCGCAAAGCUGCGAAUGGACUAUAUCGCACCUUGCUGGCGCAACCGUAUCCUUGGGCCUUGGCAGACUUAAUUGUGGUUGACGACAAGUGGAAGUGUUUCAAUCGAAUGCCGUCUUUUUCGUAUCAAGUUCUAGCAGCUCCACCUCCAGUGAGCGAUGCUGUUUUAAACGGGGGUUAUGGAUGGACAUUCAUAGGGGUGCCAGUGCCCAGUUCCGACUCGGACGAGCCGAGCGAAACGAUCGCAAGGCAACAUCAGGAGGGCAGAUGCAAUCCAUGUGUCUUCCGUAACUCUCUACCGGGCUGCGACAAAGGACGCACAUGUAGCUAUUGUCACUUGGCUUGGCGCUGUGGCGACGCCAACAAAACCCAGAAAUCUCAAUGGCAGCGUGUCUGA
Cladocopium goreaui is the source of this 3813-nucleotide messenger RNA. The record is from the annotation of a GenBank genome assembly. NCBI's taxonomy places the organism in Eukaryota, Dinophyceae, Suessiales, Symbiodiniaceae.